Suillus plorans is the source of this 1357-nucleotide messenger RNA. RefSeq lists its product as uncharacterized. The transcript has 2 exons. Bases 160 to 1143 code for a protein of 327 amino acids. Lineage: Eukaryota; Fungi; Basidiomycota; Agaricomycetes; Boletales; Suillaceae. The record is from RefSeq and is a predicted model, not a curated record.
ACCAGUUCUUGUGUUCUAUAGGGUUGUGUCACCAACAACCACCGUACCGAACAUUAUGCAAGCAUAUAAAAACUUUACCAUGAUCUGGUGUACACCCCAGUUGAACUUCGUUCGUCUUUGUUACAACCCCAUAUCACGACCCACCCACACUCCUUUAUCAUGUUCAACAAGUCCACUCUUUUGAUCAUCAUCGGUGCUGCCUUCGCAGUUGCUAUUCCCACCGGGUCCAUCCCCAAGGGUCCUAGUACCCUAGAUAACGUCCGCGUUCUCGACAACAGCGUCAGCAUCCCCGGCGUCUCUGACGUCAAAACACCAUCCACAAACUACGUUGGCAUGUCUGAUGUAGACACGGAGGUAUCCAAUCUUUCCCUCCAGCUUCCCCAAGUAGAGAAGGAGAAGGCGCCCACAGUCCCUAAGGACACUAGCAGCGCCCCUGUCCCUCUGGACGAGUCUCUUGCCACAGACGAACUCCCCAAGGUUGAUGCAUCCACUGUCCAAUUACCAUCGCUGCCGAGUCAGGGCAACGACAAGUCGGAGAAGACACCUGAUGCCUCCACACUCACGCCCCCCAGUGGUUCAGCAUCCAUUGCCUGGUAUGCUCGGACUCUGCCCAACAACACAACACCCCAAAACCCCGAUGCAUCUCGCAUGCAGUCUGCAGUCGGGGAAGUUAGCAAGGUAGUCAUGAUUAAAGGUAAUUUGCCGCGAGAACGUCACAUUCCAGGCGUUCACAUGCUUUCCUUGCCCUCCACACCCGAGCUCACUCAGUCUUCACCCCCCAAAGAAUCGAGUUCGCCUGCAACCAAUGCCGCCAAGGCUCAGAAGAGGGCCUCGUCUCCCAACGUCGAGCCAUCAUCGCUGGCGCGCCGCGCCGAGUCGUGUAACUCUGACUACACCUUGACCUACUGCGAGAUGGUCUUGCAGUCGGAUGACAGUCGCACUCCGAAGCUCCUCCAGUACCUAAGUGUGGACACCUCUGCCACUGGCCCAGUGGGCUUGUCCUGCUCGGAUACACAGACGACUGACCACGUCUACCCCCUUUGCAGCAAAACGAUGACGGAAGUGGCGGAUCUGGGGACUGUGGCCCUUGAUGCUGUUGAGGCCAUUUACAGCACCGUUUCCAGUGUCGUUACCGUUGCCUAAGCUGCACAUGUAUACUUUGUCCUUUGAUUUGAGCUUGAAGUCGACACAAGUGGAACCGUUUUUGGGCGUAGCAUAGUGUUUGAAUGUUUCUUACGAGUUAGUACAUAUUGGUUACACUGAUCUACUACGUCGAUUAUCGAUUAUAUACCCAUACUUAUGUAAUGUUUGCUCAUACAUGUAAUUCAAAUCUAUCAUCAGCUUCAUUACAACCGGC